GAAUCUUUCCUGAAAGCCAAGAACGUCGUCAUUGCAGUUGGGGGUCGUCCUGUUUACCCCGACGUCGAAGGAGCGAAGGAAAACUGCAUCACCAGCGACGACGUUUUCACGCUGAAAUCGCCUCCCGGAAAAUCAUUGAUCGUCGGGGGAUCGUAUGUUGCUUUGGAGACGGCGGGUUUUUUACGCGGGCUCGGCUUUGACGUCACCGUAAUGCUGAGGUCAAUUCCGUUGCGGGGUUUCGAUCGAGAAAUUGCCAAGUUGAUCGUGCAAAACAUGGAGGCGAGAGGAGUGAAGUUUUUGCGACGUUGUCUUCCGAGCGGUUUCCGGAAAGACGAUGGGAACGUAAAAGUCACUUGGAAAGACAAGGACCAUACCCAUGAUUUUUCCUGCAAAAAAGACAAGUUUUUUACUGCAUGUCCAAUCAUUUGUUUAUUUCCUGCUGGAUUGAAGACAAAUUGUUCCUUUGAAAAAUUCAUUCAGGGUGCUUCGCAUUCGGAAGCGUUCAAGACCGUGAUGCUGGCGGUGGGUCGUCGACCAGUGACGGAUGCGUUGAACCUCUCCAACGCCGGUGUGGAGGUGAACACUGAAAAUGGCAAGCUCGUGGGCCAUGACGGCGAGAGCACCAACGUGAACGGCAUUUACGCCAUCGGGGAUGUGUUGGAUGGACGACAAGAGCUGACACCGGUUGCUGCCCAAGCCGGGAGACUAUUGGCUGACCGCGUUUUUGGCAAGGACCCGUCUGCCAAAAUGGAUUAUUCCGCCGUGCCGACGACUGUGUUCACGCCGCUCGAGUAUGGAUGCGUUGGCAUGAGCGAAGAAGAGGCAUUUGGGAAAUUCGGCGAAGAUAACAUUGAGGUGUAUCAUGCGUUCUAUAAGCCGCUGGAAUUCUACCUGCCGAAAAUUGACGCAAAGCAGUGUUAUUUGAAAAUCAUCACGGGAAGAGAGAAGCCCGGCAAAGUUCUUGGACUGCACUUUUUGGGUCCGAACGCUGGAGAAGUUGUUCAAGGGUUCGGAGUGGCCAUGAAAGCUGGGUUGACGAAAGCAAUUUUGGACAGAAGUGUUGGGAUCCAUCCAACGAAUGCGGAAGAAUUGGUGAAGCCCCUUGUGACGAAAAGAUCCGGUGCUGAUCCUGCAUUGGAUGAGAAUCAAGAGCUGUUGGAGCACGAGGUGGACUUGCAAAAGCUGUAUUUGCCGUAUAAUGAUCUCCCGACUUCGCAGUACACGAAAUUCAAAUUUUUUCGAGACGUGGCGUCCGGAGAAAUCUUGGAGCUCGAAGAGGAAUUCGUUGCAGUUCAUGGCUCUGCGACGAACUCAACAUCUUUGCAACGUGAACCAGCCCCGGUGAAGAAAAACGUUCGCGGCUCGGUGAACAAUCUUCCAUUCUGGCCCGGAGGCUUCGACAACGAUCUCAACUCCUUCCUCGAUGUGGCCCUGAAAACCGAGGAGAGCAAAGGAGCUAAUCUAGACACUUUGGAACCCGGGGAAUUGGAUUCCGUCGCGCCCGGAUUGGCGGAAGGCCUUAAUUUCUAUGGCCCCGAAUCCUUGGUGUCUGCUGGAAUCCGAACGCACAAUAAGAAGGAUAAGAAGGGUCGUGCUUUGGGCGACAAUGCUCAGUUUGAUUUGACAAAGUUGCUGGCUGAUGGCGAUCAUCCCGAUUGGUGCUUUGAUGACAUCACGAAGUUGGGGAAAGAAGGGAAACCCGCUGGAACCGCCAAACUCAAAGGCAUGUGCGCC
Messenger RNA from Notodromas monacha, 1734 nucleotides. The record is from the annotation of a GenBank genome assembly. Lineage: Eukaryota; Metazoa; Arthropoda; Ostracoda; Podocopida; Cyprididae.